AUGGUUUUCUGUCCAUCUCAGCGACGAGCUUCCGAGCCUCCCAAACCACCCUCCGACCUCAACUCUCCCCUCAUGGAUCUCUCAUCCCUCGAAGGCGCGCCGAUGGUUAAUCCAAAAUUCAUUGUUCCGCCAGAUACAACUCCUCAUAUCCAUACAGACUCGCGUUCCAUUCAAUAUUUGCUCUCAAAACCUUUGCCCGCGAGGCCUGCUUCAACGGACCCUAUUUCGCCAAGACAGCAAAGUAACGGACUGCAUGACUGGCCACCCAAUCGCUCUACAAUCGGUGGCAAUCUAAGGCGGGCUUCGGCCCGUAGACGUACGCGCGAUCUAUCGAACCAGCUGUCUCCCAACCGUGAUCCGCAAUAUGAUGUGCGCCCACGUAUACAACACACUCCGCAUCCUCCUACGCGUCCAAGGAGCUGUGUGCCCCUCACUUGGCUCGAAGAUGAAAAGAAAUGGAUUGUUGGAGAGAUAUAUAUGCCCCCGACGCAUGAAACUCGGACUCAGGAUGAUAUAGCGUCUACUCGAUCGGCAGUCUCACCAAUUUCGCCCAUUUCACCGAUCACACCGUGGCAGGAUGUCUUUCAGCAUCUUGACGAGCAUAUCGAUUACAAUAAUCGCCUUUGUCAAGAGAAUCUGCUGAGCCCGCCCCCGCCCUAUGGUAGACACAGCUUUGGUCGAACAAAUGAGACAUAUUUAGAUGACAGGGUUUCCAGCUGGGUUGCAGCUACUCGAAGAAUACAUGAGGAUCGGCAGAAUGGAGCGUGA
Molecule: messenger RNA, 768 nt
Organism: Penicillium robsamsonii
Lineage: Eukaryota; Fungi; Ascomycota; Eurotiomycetes; Eurotiales; Aspergillaceae
Exons: 1
Coding region: 1-768 (255 amino acids)
Source: RefSeq, a predicted model, not a curated record